CCCUCCGCUACCGACUGCGUGGGAAGCUACCGCGUCUAUAAAUACCGGAACAUCUUAAAAUUUGGCCUAUAAAUACGAGGUCAUCUUGAAUCUCUCCUUUCCUCUCUUCCUCUCUCUCUCGUUUGAUCUCGAUUUGUCUCAGUUCUCCCUGGAGAUGGCAACUUUUGAGCUUUACAGAAGGUCGACCAUCGGGAUGUGCUUGACUGAAACUCUCGAUGAAAUGGUCUCAAAUGGGACUCUUACUCCUGAGCUUGCGAUUCAAGUGCUAGUACAGUUCGACAAGUCUAUGACAGAAGCUCUCGAGACUCAAGUGAAAAGCAAAGUCAACAUAAAGGGACAUUUGCACACCUAUCGGUUCUGUGAUAAUGUCUGGACAUUCAUUUUACAGGAUGCAACGUUCAAGAACGAAGACACCCAAGAAAAUGUUGGGAGGGUAAAAAUAGUUGCUUGCGACUCGAAGCUGCUCACACAGUGAAAAUGAAUUUGUGGUUAUCCCGCUCUAGGUCGUGGAACAAACUUGAAAUGCUUUACUGCCAUUGGCAAAAGAAGGAUAAUCAUCUAAAUUUCCUGGCUUCAGUCAGGUCUUCUUUUCUUCUAUUGCAUUGUAGAAUGCUUUGUACAAAUGACGCUGAAAAAUCUCUCUUUUACA
Molecule: messenger RNA, 649 nt
Organism: Nymphaea colorata (pocket water lily)
Lineage: Eukaryota; Viridiplantae; Streptophyta; Magnoliopsida; Nymphaeales; Nymphaeaceae
Product: transcription initiation factor IIA subunit 2
Exons: 4
Coding region: 155-475 (106 amino acids)
Biological process (GO): transcription initiation at RNA polymerase II promoter; RNA polymerase II preinitiation complex assembly
Cellular component (GO): transcription factor TFIIA complex
Molecular function (GO): RNA polymerase II general transcription initiation factor activity; TBP-class protein binding
Source: RefSeq, a predicted model, not a curated record